Plenodomus lingam JN3 is the source of this 267-nucleotide messenger RNA. RefSeq lists its product as uncharacterized. The record is from RefSeq and is a predicted model, not a curated record. NCBI's taxonomy places the organism in Eukaryota, Fungi, Ascomycota, Dothideomycetes, Pleosporales, Leptosphaeriaceae.
AUGAGCACCAUAACCGUCUCUCCUGGCUGUCCCUCCGCCGCCCCGGCCGACGUCAUGGUCACCCGUUCUGCGGUCGUUGUUCCCUCUUGUGCUGGAAACGAGUCAAAGCCGACGUUGAUCAGUAUGCCGGGUUAUGGAUCGAAUAUGAGUGCGACGGCUACGGGUACCGGAGGCGCUGCUAUGUUUACUGGUGCUGCGGGCCGUGUUGAUGUUGCUGGUGCGAUGGCUGUUAUGGUUGGUGGUGCGGUUGUUGCUUUAGUUGUUUAG